Messenger RNA from Eutrema salsugineum, 1158 nucleotides. RefSeq names its product GDSL esterase/lipase EXL4. Gene Ontology annotation, cellular component: extracellular region. Gene Ontology annotation, biological process: lipid metabolic process. The record is from RefSeq and is a predicted model, not a curated record. NCBI's taxonomy places the organism in Eukaryota, Viridiplantae, Streptophyta, Magnoliopsida, Brassicales, Brassicaceae. Gene Ontology annotation, molecular function: lipase activity. Bases 1 to 1077 code for a protein of 358 amino acids. The transcript is spliced from 5 exons.
AUGUUUAGAAAAUUAAAAGUAUUGGUAUUAGCAUUAAUUUCCAUCUAUAAUUUCUUGUCAACCGAAGCGGUCAAUGGAUCAUUUCCUGCGCUUUUGGCUUUUGGAGAUUCAAUAGUUGAUACCGGUAACAACAAUUACCUCCUGACUCUAAUGAAAGGAAAUUACUGGCCAUAUGGCAGGAGUUUCGACAUGAGAAUGCCUACCGGAAGAUUCGGAAAUGGAAGAGUUUUCUCUGAUAUAAUUGGUAUAAUCAUUUAUACUAAAGUUUUUUUAUUUUCCUUUUUUUCAGCCGAUGGUUUAGGGGUAAAAAAAACAUUACCAGCUUAUCGUAAGUUGUUCAUUGCUCCAAGUGACCUUAAAACUGGUGUUUGUUUCGCAUCAGGUGGUGCAGGAGUCGACCCUAAAACAAAUAGAAUGCUGAGAGUUUUAUCGCCGAAAGACCAAGUAAGAGAUUUCAAAGGCUACAAAAGGAAGCUAACGGCCGUAGCAGGGGCACGUGCAAAUAAUAUUAUUGCAAACGCAGUGUUUCUUAUUUCCGAAGGAAAUAAUGAUAUUGGAAUCACAUAUUUUGGGACAGGAUCCGGACUUCGAGGAAUGACUCCAAAUAGAUACACCAAUAAACUAGUUGCAUGGAACAAACAAUUUAUGAAAGAUUUAUAUGACCAAGGAGCUAGAAAAUUCGCGGUGAUGGGAGUGAUACCAUUGGGAUGUUUGCCUAUGUCAAGAAUCUUCCUUGGUGGAUUCGUGGUGUGGUGCAACUUCUUCGCGAAUAGAGUAGCCCAAGAUUACAACAGAAAAUUGCAGAGCGGAACUAAAAGUUGGGCUGGAGAAUCGGGCUUUAGCGGUGCAAAGUUUGUCUAUGUCGACAUGUACAACACUCUUAUGGAUGUUAUCAACAAUCAUAGGAAAUACGGAUUUACAAAUGAGAAGAAUGGGUGUUGCUGCAUGAUUACGGCAAUAGUACCAUGCCCCAACCCAGAUAAAUACGUCUUCUAUGACUUUGUUCAUCCCUCCGAGAAAGCCUACAAAACAAUUUCGAAAAAGCUUGUCCAGGAUAUCAAGACAGGCCUUGCCUGAUUUCUUACAAUGCUUUAUUGUAAUCUUAAUAACUACCAUCGUUAUUUAUUUAUAUAUAAAAUCAUAUACAUGAGAUAUGAU